CGUUGGGUUUCGCCGCUUACAGACGUGGCGAGAGUUAUUGUUUGUAUUCAUAUCAUUUUAAAUUGGAAGUGCGUUCAGGAUUAAUUAGAUAUUUAUAUAUAAAAGAAACGCCUGCGAGAUCGCUCUCCAACCGCAAAAUGUCGACGCGAAGAAAAUCCUCCGCGCAUACGCCCGUGGGUGAAUUGGUUAGAAAGUCAAUUGGAAGGACUCCGCUGAAAGAUUUGCAGAAUGGGAUGAAGUUUGCAGCACAGAGCGCCGCUAUAUUACCUCCAGCAUUCAGCAACCUGAACAUAAAGGAGGAAGGACUUGGUUGUUGUUUUAAUUCUGAAGAAAACCCAAACUGCCCAGUUGCUGACAAUGAGGCCAGAAACGUUCUGGGUUUUAAAUCUCCUUUCCUGCUCUGGAGAAAACCAGAACGAGAGAAUAAGAUAGUCAUGGCUUCAGACUGUCAGAAAGAGAACGAAGAACCGUUGUCCACUGGAGACAAUGCACUGAGUUCCCUUACAGCUGGACGGCCAGGUGUGCCUGUAACUCCACAUCGUGGUAACAAACCCUCACUAGAAAAACAGCCUGCUGACCUCUCUAGUGAUAAUACAGAAAGCCCUGGAAGUCUGAGGGACCUUGAAGAGGCGAGGGUAGAGGCGUGUGACGCAGGAGAAGAGUCGCUCCAAGCCCAAAUCUGUGCUCAAGAGCUAACUGAUACUCUGGAAGAGGUGGACAAAGACACUACCUGCUGUCAGGCUCCCAUUACUCUAAAGGAAGAUACUUUGAAAGACGCAUCGCUCUUGGAGGAGAGCAUAAUCAAUUCCAUCGAGGCUCUGUUUCAGACACCUGAAACGAUGAACACAGUCAAUACUGAGAUCGGUGUCACGGACCCUCAACACAGUAAUAGCAGUGUUUGUGAACCUCCCUUAAACUAUGAAGAGAAAGCCGGGAUCAUAAGCACCAUGCCCGUUGCUGAUCCUUCAGGCCAGCAGAAUACUGAAACCCGCUCCAGUUUAGUGGUACUAACAGACAGUGAAACACUAACUAGCUCACAGGAGAGAUGUGAUGCAAAAACAAACUCAAGUUCUUUCUUGGCUGUUCCAGUUCCAGAAAUAUGUGUUGGUCUUUACGCAAGUACAGUGGAAGAUCAAGAAGAACACCCUGUCUGCAGACCCAGCAGGCAAAUAGAUGCAGAUUUCAGUCCGCAGGGGAACCAAGUAAUUGAGCCGUAUUCCAGUCUGAUUGUGGAUGGAGAGGAGGGUGCUCCAUUGGACUCUUCUGUUUCUGCAGAUGAUCCGUGUCGCCUUGAAGAAAAAGAACAGGAUUUUGCUUUAAGCUUUUCAGAAGGCGAGUGUCCAGGAGGUGCUGCAGAUUGCUUUGUAAGCAGUCCCUGCUCGGCCGAUGCUGUGGAAGCAGGACUGGGAACACCUGUGCUGUCUGCGAGCCCAACUCCUGCAGAAAAUGAACACAGAUCAUUAGCCUGCAGUCCAGAAUCUUUGGCUGCUCCACUGGCUGAUGAGCAGAGUCGUGUGUCUUUGACAGAGGAGGGGACCUCCAACACGCACCACCCUGCUGGUUUGGAAGAUGAAGACCAGCAAGAUGAUGAAAUUGCAACAGAAGCACUCGCUUCUGAGCUAAACACAACUCUUCAGCUCUCAGUCAAGACUGAAGAGUCCCGUGAAAGCCAGUCGCUAUCCCAAGGCACAUCAUCAGGCUUCUGUUCAAGCCCCAGUUCGGAGGCCGAGGGUGGCAACGUUCAGAAGUCUUUAGUAAGUGAUUUGUUUUCAAGUCCCUCAGAAAGGGCUCCUGUGCUAAGUAAAUCUCUCCAGUUGGCUGGCUGUCCUCUCCUGCUGUCAGCUAAGCGAGGGGUUCAAAAACAAAGCAACACAGAAGAUAUUUCCCUAGUUGAUGUGAAAGAAGUUGGGAGCAACACUGUUGGCAGUGAACCAGUAACUGAACUGCUUCCGGCUCCCAAUGUUGCCUCCACCCCCUCCAGCCCAGUGACUGGGUCCGACUCUGAAUCCUUACGAAGGGGGAAGAGGAAAUUAGAAAGCCCUGGGGCGUGCAGUUUAGCCAAACUACAGCAGUCCUGCCGCUCAAAAGGUAUCGACAGCCCAGUGCCCCAGCUGCAAAUGAACUCCACUGUCGAUGCAAGCCCCAAAACACAGAUGGACUGGGAUAUAAGUCUGUUAACCGCGGCUUCCUCGGAGGAGCUGUGUACAGAAGGGGAGACUCCCGAAAAGUUCUCCACUGCAGAAGAGCUGGGAGCACUGCAGAAGAAAGUGGAGGUUUCCAGAGCGUCUCCCGUUCUCAAGACAGACGGGCGUCGGUUCGGCGCCUCGAAAACGGCAGCCAGGGCUCUGAAACAGCUGCUGCUGAUGAUGGAGACGGAGAUGACGGUGAACACCAGUCACGAGGUCGGGACCUGUGUCACUCCAGUGGAACACGCCGCUGCCACCACGUGGAUCACCCCGGUGACCUUGCACGAGCGCGGUGCCAACACGUCCGGGGUGUUUGAGAGGAAGAGGGAGGUCUCUGUGAAUGAAAGCAGCACCAACACAGAUUCUCUACUGUGGAACCUACCCAGGGAUACUCUGAACUCAGCCCCCCGGCAGGAGCUGGAGAAGCGGCUGGAGUCGGCUCUCGUUGUGGUGGAGGUGCUUUCCCAGCAGCUCAUCGCAUCGAGGGAAUCCCAGAGCAAGGCAGCCAGCGUGGGGCCCUCCGAACAGAGGGACCGCCUCGUCCAGACUGACCACACAGAGUUCAGCCAGGUUGAACAGCAAUACAGAAAGCUUUACACUAAAGCAGUGGACAGAAUUCAAUCCUUGGAAGUGGAACACGAGGAAAGGCUUCAUCUACACCGAAGGAUGUCAGAGGUGCGACGUGAGAUGAAUUGCAAUUUCACAGAUGUCAAUGAUACGCUUUCAGUUAUUAAUGAAAUCUGCACCAUUGCCAGUGAGGACAAGAAAGCCAUGACUAAACAGAUGGCUCAGAUGAAGGAACUUCACAGCAGAAAUAUGAAGAUGCUCAAAAAAAUGAAAGAGGCAACCCAGGAGAGUGUUCAGGAGAGGGAUGAAAUGCAACAUAGAAUGGAGGGUGCUCUCAAAGCCAAGCAAGCGGCCUACUGUGUCACUGAGGAGCUGAGGUCCCGUUCCACUGCUCGAAUAAGAGAGCUAGAGCUGGAUGGAGACUGCUAUCAAGACCUCUGCAGAUCCCUGAAGCCUGCCUAUGAGGAGCAGAUUUCUCUGAAGAGAGAAUAUGUGGAAUCAGUUCAAACUGCAGAAGAGCUCUAUGUGGCUGUGAAAGAAGAUCAAUCGAAGCUCAAACUACAGCUGAGAGAAGCCCGGGGUAUCCUCCAGCAGAGCGCUCGGGUUCUAUCGGCUCUGCAUGAGAGAGCGCGGGACGCUGCGAGGCAGUGGGAGGCCAUGAGGCUGGAAGUGGAGGAUGCAGUCCUGCAGAAGGAACAGAUCCAGGGUGAACUCACGCAGGCAAACUCAGAUCUUGAAGAUGCCAGGAAUACGAUUGGAGACCUGAAUGUGCACAACGCCAUUUUCAAUUCUGAGGUUAAACUUCUCCGAGAGCGACUGAGCAAUGUUGAGCAGGAACACGACCAGCUACAGCACAGGAAUGAGAAACUGUCCAUACAGCUGUCCUCCGCUGAAGCCUCGCAGGCACUCCUGCAGCAAGCCUUCGCCGCAGAGACGGAAAAGGUUCAACUGUCUUGGGAGAAGAACCAAGAGUUGACUGAGAUCCUUCAUCACAUGGAGAGAGUGCUGGGAGACUCUCAGCUGGAGAAUAGCGACCUCAGGGCUAGACUGCAAGAGUGUGAAACACAGCUGACCCUUCUUCAGGAGCUUCAGCAAGAACAAACCCAGAAGCUCCAGCACAUGCAGGAACUGCAGAAGCAGGUCUCGUCCAUGAAGGAUCUCAAUGAGUUUAUUCAACAGGAGAACCAGCUGUCCCGGGAGCAGAUAGCAGAAACUGAGCUCCUGCUGAAAUCUCACCUGCAUGCUCUCCGGGAGCGCAACCUGGAAUGUGAAGACUUGAAAGAAACUCUGUCUCUGCUGAGGAUUGAGAAAGAGAACUUACAAGAGGAACUGGAUACUACGAAGGACAAGGCUCGCUCCAUGAUGCUCGAUAUGGGAAAAGAGAUCAACACGUCCUCCUCUGAAAUCACUCUUCUGCAAGAGAAACUCAAGAGGCUCAUGGGCUAUCUGCAGACUGCACUGGAGGGGCAGAAACCUGGCUCCCCUGUUAAACAUGGCGCCCCCAAGCUGUGUGCACAAACCCCCUGUCGGGCUGCUGGGGCUUCCUUUGUUGGCAGUGUAUUAGUGGCCAUUGCCGGAGAUGAAGCCAACGACCCCAGCCACACUGACACAGAUUCAGAAGAGCAAAAGCCGGAUGGUCUGGGCAGUGGGAACAGUGCUUUUACUCGUGUUGUGCCGACUACUCCAAAGAGAAUACAAGAAGCUGAGCAGGGGGGUCUGUUGGAGAGACUGGAAGGGUUGGGAGAGACAGUGACUGAGCUCUUCUCCACCAUAUCCCAGCUCCGAGAAGCCAAGGAAUCUGAGGAGAAGGAGCUCAGACAGAACAUAGCCGACCUACAGAGCCAGCUGCAUGCUUUGACUCUCAAGCAGGCGUCUGAAGUGAGCGAUCUGAAAGAGGAGAUUGAAGGGCUGCAGACUAAAAUAGAGCUUCAAAACCAGGCCCUGAAGCGCCAGGCUGAGAAAGAGAAGGAGUUGGAGAAGCUUUGUGAGGAGUAUGAAGCAUCCAGACAGCUCUUUCACAGGCAGAGAUUGGAAACAGUGUCCCUGCAGAGGGAGAUGGCAGAGUUGCAGCAUUCCCUGCAGAUGGCAGAGACCGAGGCCUUGACCCUGAGAGAAGAGCUGUCCAAGAGACGGACAGAGACUGGACAGGGGGACAGCUGGGUGGAGGAGAAAAUCCUGCUGCGCAAAGAGGUGAGGAAGCUGACGGAACGGCUGCUGGAAGCCGAGGACGGCAAAAGCAAGCUUUUAGCACGAGCGAUGAGACAUCGGGCUGUGUUUGAGGAGAACCUUCGUAAAUCUGAUCAGGAGCUGAAGGGUCUGGAUGAGAUGAUCGAGGCUGUCCGAAGGACACUGUCCUCGAUUCCAGACGUGGUUGCCAACUGUGAGGAGCUCAAGAACCUGAAAACAUAUCUCGGGUGAGGAGAAGCAAGCCUGGCGUCUCGGCUUCUCUAAUAAAAACUGUGUAUUUUGUAAAAGAGAAAUAUUUCCAUGUCUUUGUUUUUUUACAGAUAUAUUUAACAUUUCAAUAAAGUCAUUAUUUGUGUUUU
This is a messenger RNA of Polyodon spathula (Mississippi paddlefish), 5299 nucleotides long. It is a transcript of the gene spag5, whose product is annotated as sperm associated antigen 5. Gene Ontology annotation, biological process: cell division; regulation of attachment of spindle microtubules to kinetochore. The transcript has 26 exons. The coding region runs from base 138 to 5171 and encodes 1677 amino acids. The record is from RefSeq and is a predicted model, not a curated record. NCBI's taxonomy places the organism in Eukaryota, Metazoa, Chordata, Actinopteri, Acipenseriformes, Polyodontidae.